AUGGAAGAAAUUGAGAUCCCUCAAUAUUUCCUCUGCCCCAUAUCUCUGCAGAUCAUGAAAGACCCGGUCACGGUGCUUACCGGCAUCAACUACGACCGGGAAAGCAUCGAGCAUUGGUUGAUGUCGGCCAACGAAGCCACUACAUGCCCCGUCACGAACCAGCCGCUGUCAAAACACUCCGAUUUGACGCCAAAUCACAUGCUUCGACGGCUGAUUCAGGCAUGGUGCACGGCCAAUGCCAGCAAUGGUGUCGACCGGAUUCCCACUCCAAAAUCUCCUCUCGACAAAACCCAUGUCCUUAAGCUUGUCCGGGAUCUUCGUGUUGCUCAUUUGUAUGGUACUACAUUGAAGAAAAUUGAAGCUUUAGCAGCCGCAAGCGAAAGGAAUAGAUUUUGCUUGGCGGAGGCGGGUAUGGCGAAGGUGAUGUGUUUGUUGAUCAUUAGAUGUUUCAAGGAAAGGAGAACAUCUGGGCUUGAGGAAGCUCUCAGAAUUCUGCAUCUUGUUUGGAGUCCAACGACAGAAAUUAAGCUUUUAGUUAACGAAGACAACGAUUUCAUCCCCUCGUUGACAUGGGUUUUGCAAUGUGAUGAGAUUGAUAAUCAUGUCAUCAUCAAAACAGAAGCAAUUUUUGUCGUGAAAAUGGCGAUUGAAGUAGCAAGUUCAAGAAAGCUAGAGCGGUUGAAGCUUGAAUUCUUCCAAGGUAUUAUGGAGGCUCUAAGAUGCAAAAUCUCUCAACAGGCAAUCAAAUCCGCCAUGCACGUGCUAAUAGAAGCAUGCCCGUGGGGGAGAAACAGGCUGAAAAUCGUGGAAGCCGGCGCCGUUUUCGAGCUGAUCGAGCUGGAAUUACAAAACCCAAAUAAGAACAUCUCCGAGCUCAUCUUCAAUCUUCUGGCAAAUCUAUGCUCGUGCGCUGAUGGGAGAGCAGAUCUUCUACGCCACGCAGGAGGCGUGGCUGUCGUGUCGAAAAGGAUUCUGAGGGUUUCCCCGGCGACAGACGACCGAGCUCUUAAUAUACUUUCGUUGGUCGCAAAAUUCUCGGCGACAGCCGAAGUUCUUCAGGAGAUGUUGAGGGUUGGAGCAGUGACAAAGCUUUGCUUGGUGCUGCAAGCAGAUUGUGCAAAAUAUUUGAAGGAAAAAGCAAGAGGGAUCCUCAAAUUGCAUUCUCAUAUUUGGAAUAAUUCUCCUUGCAUUUCUGUGUAUCUGUUAACGAGGCACCGGAGGUAA
Molecule: messenger RNA, 1224 nt
Organism: Corylus avellana
Lineage: Eukaryota; Viridiplantae; Streptophyta; Magnoliopsida; Fagales; Betulaceae
Product: E3 ubiquitin-protein ligase PUB24-like
Biological process (GO): protein ubiquitination
Molecular function (GO): ubiquitin protein ligase activity
Source: RefSeq, a predicted model, not a curated record